GAGGCACAGUCCGGGGAAUCUUGUCCCUCGUCAUUUCCGGAAGAUCUUUGUAGCAUUCCUCCAAGAAAGAAAAUGGACUCCUGUUUAUCAGAGAUUAUUUAAAGAACAACUGGGACACUCGCCGAUACACCUGUUUUCCCGACAAAGCACCUUGAUCUCUAAGGAGUCUGUAAACUCAUUCCCUUCCUUGUGGUUUCCUUCCGGGUCAAUGGAAGGGUCUGACAGCUCAGAGCAGAGCAGCAGCGACCAGCUCGCCUCUCAACGCCGGAGGCAACUGGACCGCUUGGACAGAGAGGAAGCCUUCUACCAGUUUGUCAACAAUCUCAGCGAUGAGGACUAUCGUCUCAUGAGGGAUAAUAAUCUGUUGGGAACCCCAGGAGAGGUAACAGAAGAUGAGCUCUUAAGUCGACUUCAACAAAUUAAGGAUGCACCAGAGCAGCAGAGUAAUCCACCCAGGACUGAGAGUGCAGAAGAGACUAGUGAACCACCUGAAGGUUCUGAGGAGCCUGCUAAUGGAGACAGCCUGUUGGACUGGUUAAACACUGUUAGACGCACUGGGAACACAACCCGGACUGGCCAUCGUGGCAAUCAGUCCUGGCGUGCAGUGAGUCAGACAAACCCCAACAGUGGAGAUUUCCGCUUCAGCUUAGAAAUCAGUGUUAACCGAAACUUGGCUGAACAGCAGGCGGCUGCGGAGCGGGAACAGGCGUCGCAAGAGGGAGGAGCCACAGACCCGGCAAACGCUGAACCGGCUGUCCCAAUGGAGGCUGAGGUUUUGGAGGAACCUGUCGUGGAAGAGGUGGCCGUCAUCGUGGAGCCUGAGCCAGAGAUAGAGGAGGUUGUUUCACAAGAGAUUGAAGAGGAGCCUCCCAGUCCUCCAACACUCAUUCCUGUGCAGCCAACGCCAUCCCCUCCACGGAGAGGGCAAAGGAGAGCCCGAAGCCGAAGUCCUGAGGUGCGCCAAACCCGGGCUCGCACGGCACGCAGUCGCUCCCCGCUUACACGAGAUCCACUGCAGGAGCUGCGUGUUCCAAGCUUCAUUCAGAGCUCUCCUUCCCCCAGCUUGGAGAGCAGUCCUUCUCCUGUGCCUCAGGUGGAGGGCAGCUCACGGACUCGACAGCACGUCGUUUCUAGGCAAAGCACUGUUGAAAGUGACCCACCGCUGCCUGGGGCAGGCGCAGAACCUGCCUCUGAUGCCCAGAAUCUUGUGUCUCAGGAAGGAGAUGCUCCGGGUGCGGAAGGGGAGGGAGGUGCAGCUGGGCGCAGGCCCCCAACAAUCAUGCUCGAUCUUCAGGUACGCCGCGUGCGCCCAGGCGAGUAUCGGCAACGGGACAGCAUCGCCAGCCGGACCCGCUCACGCUCUCAGAACUCCAACAACACCUUUCUCUAUGAAAGCGAGCGUGGCGGCUUCCGCAGGACUUUCUCUCGCUCGGAGCGCGCUGGUGUCAGGACCUAUGUCAGCACCAUCCGCAUUCCCAUCCGCAGGAUCUCCGACGCAGGUUUAGGAGAGGCCACCUCCAUGGCGCUGCAGUCCAUGAUUCGGCAGAUCAUGACUGGUUUCGGUGAACUUGGCUACCUCAUGGAUUCGGACUCUGAUUCAACCGAUUCAAACCGUGGCGCAACCACGGCGGCCGAUUUGGCCGAGGCCCUCAAUAAUCCAGAUGCGACAUCUGCCGCAGCAAACGCAGCUGCUGCUGAUGUGGAGGAGCCGCCCGCUGCCGCCACCGCUGCGGUCGCAGCUGCCGCCGCCGCGGCCGCCGCAGCUGCUGCCGGGGUCCGGGCCAGGACACUCGAUGCUGAUGUAGAUGAGACUCUGGCCACAGCUCCACCCUCCAUAGGUUUCAGACCCCGGCCCAGACCCCCCAUCAAUCUUGAGGAGCCCAGCUCGCUGCCCUUCCUCCGCCUUGCCCACUUCUUCCUGCUCAACGACGACGAUGAUGACCAGCCUCAGGGUCUGACGAAGGAGCAGAUCGAUAACCUCACCAUGCGCAAUUUUGGUGAGAGCGACGCCAUGAAGACGUGCAGCGUGUGCAUCACCGAGUAUGCGGAGGGGAACAAGUUACGGAAGCUGCCCUGCUCGCAUGAGUACCACGUGCACUGCAUCGAUCGCUGGCUGUCUGAGAACUCCACGUGCCCCAUCUGUCGUCGAGCCGUACUGGUGUCUGCCAACCGAGAGAGCGUGGUGUAGGCCCGGCAGUGUCUCCGCCAUUUAACCGUGUGGGGCUCUGGGGAAAGAUGUCUUGUUGUUGCCCAUCGGUGAGUUCAUCCUGAUGUUUUCACGGGUCCUGGGGCCUCACUCAGCACAUUAGCUGCCAUAGCUUCCACCUCUUAAGACAAGUCUUACAGAAGCCCAACGUUAGACACAGGAAAUGCAUGCUCUUCAUGACCAAGGUCUCUGGUGCAAUGGCUCAGGAUGGACACAUGAAAAUCCAAUCCAUUCUCCCCCGACUCUUUGAUCACAGCUGCAGCACAUCACCAUUCAAUACGUCCCCCGCGAGUCACCCAACACCUUACUUAGGCCUCAAGGCGAUUAGUACGCUCCCUUGUUGCGGUAUUAGCUGUAAAUAAGCUUGUACAAAUCUCUCAAACAUACUUUGUAAUGGUCAAUUGCUAUUGGAUUGUAAAUGAUGUAGACUCUGGCACCAAAAGUUUAGUCUUUAACAAACUCUGUCUCCUGUCAUGUUAUUUAAGAUUGAAUUGGUUCUUUACUUCCAUUUAAAACUACAUGUGUUUAAAAUUAUCAAGUGCUGAUUUGUUUUGUUUUUUUUAUUUAUACAUUUUACAAGGACGCUAGAAUUUGAUACCUGAAGUCUGUCUUCACCUCAAAGGGCCAAUAGUAUUGAUGAAUUAGGGAUGGAUUAGACUGUUUUCCUUUUUGUACGCUUCGGUCAUGCAAGUGCAACUCACGGGCAAUAAGAACUGUUCACUUACACUGCUGCUUCUCCCCUUGUAUUUAAUUCUUAACAUCCAACCUGCGUUUGUCUUUGAUUUUUAAUUCUCCCUCUAGUCAUGUUUGGUAUUGUUUGGAUAAUUUAAGUUUUCUUCACUUGUUUUUGAGUGGACUUUCUUGAAAUGCAGUCGAGUUUCAUGCCAUUUGCCGAAAUCUUGUUUUAAAUAACUACACAUGAAUGUACAUACCACUGUUUCUGUUGUGAGCGGAGAGUCCCCAGUAUCAUGCCAAGUCUGUGAAACACCAACGCUCUCCGGCCCGAGUCAAGAUGCCUGUCAGUGAGUCUACUUCCCUCUGCCUUAAGUGCAGGUGUUCCGCUCCGUGUGUGCAAUACAUGCAGAUGAGAAUAUGGGCAAAAACAAACCGUGUUAUAUUUGUAUACUAUGUUUAAAAAAAAAAAAAAAACAAGAUCAUAAAUGAAGACUAUAAAAUACUAAAGUGUUGAGAAACAUUUUUAUUUUGAGGUCUGUAGGUUUUUUUAAUAGCACUGUUCAAGGAAACUCCACCUGGGAGAGUGGCACCACCGUGAUGAUGAGCUUUCCAGCUGUUGUUCCACUGUUAGAUGUCUCUACCGCAGUUGUACUUCCCUCCUUGGGGAAUAGUUUGAAUGCAAGAUUUUAUGUCAUUGUUUAAUACCAUCAAUAUGUGAUUGAUUGUAUGUUCCCUCUUGGGCCAUGCGUUAUUAGUUUGGGCCUUGUUCUGUGUGCCACCCGCUACAGUGUGUGGCCCGGGUGUUUGAAAUGAAACUAAUCGCUGAAUUAAACAAGUUGUUAUGCUACCAACAUCCAAGUAUCGCA
This is a messenger RNA of Synchiropus splendidus (mandarinfish), 3747 nucleotides long. RefSeq names its product ring finger protein, LIM domain interacting (gene rlim). The transcript is spliced from 4 exons. The record is from RefSeq and is a predicted model, not a curated record. Gene Ontology annotation, molecular function: ubiquitin protein ligase activity. Gene Ontology annotation, cellular component: cytoplasm; nucleoplasm. Gene Ontology annotation, biological process: ubiquitin-dependent protein catabolic process; random inactivation of X chromosome; protein ubiquitination. Lineage: Eukaryota; Metazoa; Chordata; Actinopteri; Syngnathiformes; Callionymidae. The coding region runs from base 209 to 2188 and encodes 659 amino acids.